CACGUACCAAGUGACCGGCCAGUAAAUAACUGCCUUUGAAUUGUUACGCAUACUCUAAUUAAAAUAACAAAAAGCUUCAUGUCUUAGUAUGAUGAUCGAGAUGUCCAGUCGUCAACAAUUAUAUCCCACAAUUAUUGCUACGAACGAGGAAGUGGAUUCAGAAUCCAAAACAUGUGGGAAAUUGCUGGUGAUAUUGUCGUGGGUAUUGGUCGUUUUGACUAUGCCCUUUUCACUCUUUGUCUGCUUUAAGGUUGUACAAGAAUAUGAGAGAGCUGUGAUAUUCCGUCUCGGUAGACUAUUAUCAGGAGGGGCAAAAGGACCAGGCAUAUUUUUUAUUCUGCCCUGCAUUGACACUUAUGCGCGUGUUGAUCUUCGCACACGCACCUACGAUGUACCCCCACAAGAGGUUCUAACCAAAGACUCGGUGACAGUCUCUGUGGAUGCUGUUGUUUAUUACCGCGUCCAUAACGCUACUAUAUCUAUCGCUAACGUGGAGAACGCCCAUCACUCAACUAGGCUGUUGGCUCAAACGACUCUUCGCAACACCAUGGGGACCAGGCCCCUUCAUGAGAUCCUGAGCGAACGGGAAACUAUCUCUGGUAAUAUGCAACUGGCGCUGGACGAAGCCACCGAAGCUUGGGGUAUCAAAGUGGAGAGAGUAGAAAUCAAAGACGUGCGCCUACCUGUACAGUUGCAACGUGCAAUGGCGGCCGAGGCCGAGGCGGCUAGGGAGGCCCGCGCUAAGGUCAUCGCUGCCGAAGGGGAACAGAAAGCUUCUAGAGCCCUAAGGGAGGCCUCCGAAGUCAUCGGCGACAGUCCUGCUGCUUUGCAACUACGAUACUUGCAGACUCUCAACACGAUAUCAGCCGAGAAGAACUCUACGAUUGUGUUUCCGCUGCCAAUUGAUUUGCUAACGUACUUCAUAAAAGCCAAAGAGGAAGUUUAAUUAUCAUUAACGUAUUAAAAUAUACAUAUAACUUAACAAUACGUAGAAAGCAUAAUUCACUAUUUCGCAAUGAUUAACGUUGUGAAUCUAGUAUUCUAGUCACACACAAUUAACCUGCACAUGCUCUCAAUUUAACGCCAAGUUACCUAUCACAAAAGCGUUUUCAAUCUGUGAACAAUACCUACCAACCAUGAGCCGAGAACAAAAGCGAGCAAACCAUGCAACGAUCGCGGAGAGUGAAGCCAUGUCAUGAACACACAUAGAUAACGGAUUUCGAUUGAAACUAUCAUGGAAAUACGUGUACAAAAAAAUCAUUUUCUUUGAUGGAUCUAAUAAGAAUGGAACAGGUGGUAAAUUGCGCAAUUUGAAUAAUAGGUACCCUGUAUGAGGGUGCAAUGUGAACCCGGGUCUCCAUCGAGAUUUUUAGAAAAAUUCAAUGCACAAAACUGAUUGAUCAGUACUUUGCCGUGAUGUGCGCUAGGAUAUUUUGUGUGUAUGUGAUUUCCACCGGGCAAAGAAAGAAAAAUCAUUGUUGAUGGAAUAAUUUUGUGUAGGCUAGCGGAUAAAUACAACAAAAACUUUAUUAAAAAAUAAAAAAACCCGCCUGCUUGUUGUUAUCUGAAAAGAGAUUUGCGUAAUUUUGGCUGAAGUUAUUGAAAGCAUGUUACAUAUUUUCGAAAUCCUUAUGGUAAGACCAUUAAUUUGUCAUCUCGUAGUAUUUAGAAUUUUAAAAAAAUAUAAUAUUUCACAGUC
Molecule: messenger RNA, 1699 nt
Organism: Plodia interpunctella (Indianmeal moth)
Lineage: Eukaryota; Metazoa; Arthropoda; Insecta; Lepidoptera; Pyralidae
Exons: 7
Coding region: 89-946 (285 amino acids)
Cellular component (GO): plasma membrane
Source: RefSeq, a predicted model, not a curated record